This is a messenger RNA of Morone saxatilis (striped sea-bass), 1146 nucleotides long. Its product is annotated as interferon gamma receptor 1-like. Gene Ontology annotation, molecular function: protein binding. The coding region runs from base 55 to 1146 and encodes 363 amino acids. The transcript has 7 exons. Lineage: Eukaryota; Metazoa; Chordata; Actinopteri; Moronidae. The record is from RefSeq and is a predicted model, not a curated record.
AGACCAGAACCAGAAACUUGCAGGUCAGUUUAAACCGGGUCCGAACCCAGAACCAUGUCGCUGGACGGUGCGUUCACUGCCCUCCUUCUCCUCCUGGUCAGUGGAGUCUCUGCUGUGAUUGUUCUUCCUCCAACAAACCUGAAAGUGCGCUGCCAGAAUCUCAAAGUCACUGUCAACUGGAAAUACAGCGAGCUCCAACCACAAAUCGUCUUCAGCAUAAAUAUGAGCGGUUCCCACAGGAAGGAGUUUAAUACGACAGACUAUAAAUAUGAUCUGAGCGACUUCAUCUGGGAAUCUGAGUCGCACUACAUGGGCUUAUAUUACGUCACUGUAACCGCCAUACAGGAAGGAACCCGGUCUCAACCAGUGACAUCUAAAACAUUCACCUUUAACUCUCAAAAGACGGCCUCUAUAACAUGUGAAUUAUAUUUCCCUCCCGUGGAUCUGAUUAAGAAGGAUACAAUGGCUGUGAUUAGUUUCAGGAACCCCUUCAACUUCUACGGAGAACGGAACCUGGCCAAAAAGAAGGAUUCUGCCUCAUUCCACUUCAGUGUCAGAGUGUCUAAUGUGAAAUUUGACAGUGAAUGCAACUUGUAUCAGGAAAAGUGCACACUGGACAUCUUGUCUCCUGACGAUGUGAAGUGCGUGGCGCUGAACGGAUCGUUGUUUGAUAGUAGUGGUGUCGGCCGAGUGAACAUAACACAGAAGAAAGACGCCUGUAUUACUCAAUCUACCGAGUUUCACAUGGUAACACUUGUGAUCAUUCUGUCUGUCGUUGUUGUCGUACUCGUUGUGGUUACGAUUAUCAUCUGUAAGGCGGAGCUUCCGGAAGACAGGCCCUGUUUCAGAGACAAGAACAGACUGCACUUUCUGCAGGUGGACGUGGACGAUGAAGCCGGCGAUGGAGCCGUGGACGAUGGAGCCGUGGACGAGUGGAGUCCGUGGGACGAUGGAGACGUGGGACGAAGGAGACCGUGGAAAGAUGGAACCGCUGGGGCGAGGAGGGAGAAACGUGGGCCGAUGGAGCGUGGGCGAUGGACGACGUGGAGAUGCGAGCCGUGGUACGAUGGAGCCGUGGGAGAUGGAGACGCUGAGGCUUACAGCGGGGGGUCAAACUACCUUCCGAGGACUCGAUUUGGGAUUUAA